Molecule: messenger RNA, 822 nt
Organism: Plenodomus lingam JN3
Lineage: Eukaryota; Fungi; Ascomycota; Dothideomycetes; Pleosporales; Leptosphaeriaceae
Source: RefSeq, a predicted model, not a curated record
AUGCCACCCGCCCCAUAUGCCUCUAGGCAGCCUCCUAGCGAGGCAACCAAAAAGCCCGUCACAGUCCUAGUCACUGGCUUUGGAUCCUUUCUGGACAAGGUCCCUGACAACCCAUCAUGGGGGGUCGCCCUGAGCUUACCUGCUCUCAUACCCGCAUCAGCCGAUAGCCCGACACCGAUACAUAUUCAUGUCCACCAUGAGCCCGUCCGGGUUGCUUAUCAGCAUGUACUUGACCUCGUCCCAAAGCUUCUGCCCCCGAAGAACCCCAUGUACCCGGCUCCAGACAUCGUUUUGCACAUUGGCUUAGCUGCUGGACGAAACCACUACGCUGCAGAAGAAGGCGCCUGGGGUAGAAACUAUGGAAAGAUCCCAGAUGUAGAUGGCGAACGCUUCUCUGACGACGACAUGGAGACGUUGUUCCCUGCUAAGCAAUUUCCACAGAGGCUAUGCACCUCAUUCGACACCUCCGACGUCCUUGCCCGAUGGAAACUCAACCUCACAGACAGCAACAGCGCAUCCACCCCCGACGUCCGCAUCAGCCAGGAUCCUGGCAAUUUCCUCUGCGGCUUCAUCUACUACAACUCACUAGCGCAUUACUAUUCUCUCAGCAAAGAUAAAAGACCGGUUGUGUUCCUACAUGUCCCAAAUAUAAGCCGCAGCGAAGAUGAGAUGAAGCAAGGUCUGCAUGUCACCGUUGCGCUGAUCAAAGCACUGGUACAGAGUUGGCAAGAGCUUGGUGUAGCUAGGGACGAAACGAAUGGUCCCGUUUCGACUGAGCAAGUGCCUUUACAAGGCCAAAUCGACAAUAAUUUCUCCACUUAA